AGCUCUUCAUUUCUUACACUUUAAAUAGUAGCUGCUGAUCAGACACAAACUAUUUUGAGGAACUUCUGCCUUCUGCGUACUCCUUUACACAAUAAUGAUUUAUAUGGCAUGACGGUUAUUUGUGUAACUUCCUCGUUCUGUCAAAACAAACAAGUGGGAAGUAGGCUUGGAACCAGAGUAACAUACGUAAACAGGGCUGGGUGAUUCAAACACUUAAGGGAAUCUGAUUGGCUGAUGAUGUGGGCCUGGGCACUACUUCCUGUUUUCCUGGCGGUGUGGGGCAUUGUCGGAGUGUGGGUGGUGUUUGGCAUUGCAGUGUCCAACCACUCAGUUAAUGUGACAGAACAAUUCCCCUACAUCAGUGUGUGUGGCUCCUAUCCUCCUCAGAGCUCAGUGUUUUCUCAGAUCUGUAAUGGGUGCACGUUCCUGAUUGUCUGGAUUGAUGUUAUCCGUUACCAACAGGUGCGUGACCUUGGUGACAACUGUUGCCAUGCCAACCGGGCGAGCUUGGUGAUAGGCCUCAUCUCUGCUGCAGCAGUAUCCGUCCUUGGAAACUUCCAGGUGUCCGUGUGGUUCUGGGUCCACAUGUCUGGGGCGGUCCUGGCCUUCUGCCUGGGUCUGGUCUACUUCUGGCUGCAAAUGUGGCUCACGCUGAAAGCUGAACCGUCUCAGGAUGGCCACUGGGUGGCGCUGCUGCGCGCUCUCCUCUGCAGCCUCUCCACAGUGUUCCUCCUCGGCAUCGUGGUUCUCCAAGUGUCUGGGUUCCGGUCUCUGGCGGCCAUAUCGGAGUGGGCGUUGGUCAUGACCUACUUCCUGCUGUUCGGCCUCUUCGCCGUAGAGUUCCGCCACGUCCACUGCUUCCGGGUCACCGUACAGGAGCACUCCGGUGGGAACAAGAGCUACGACAGACUCCACCAUAACAACACCAUAACAAUGCCAUAACAAUGCCAUAACAACACCAGCUACAGAAUAUAUUCUCACACUCCGCCAUAACAACGCCGGCUACAGAAUAUAUUCUCAGACUCUGCCAUAACAACGGCAUAACAACGGCAUAACAACGCCGGCCACAGAAUAUAUUCUCAGACUCCGCCAUAACAACGCCAUAACAACGCCGGCUACAGAAUAUAUUCUCAGCCCACAUCAGAAGCCUAGACUAGAGCAAUACUAUAUUCUCAUUCAGCAAAACACCAGCACAGAGUUGGAGGAAGUCAACAGCAGCUGAGUUUUCAGGCACUCAUGUCUCUAGUCCCCAUACGUCUGGUCUAGUCCUCACAUAGGUCACUUGUCAUAUGGCUCUAGUCUAGUCCUCACAUAGGUCACUUGUCAUAUGUCUCUAGUCUAGUCCUCACAUAGGUCACUUGUCAUAUGUCUAGUCCAGUCCUCACAUAGGUCACUUGCCAUCACACCUGCAUCAUAUUAGCACCUGUACAUGUUAUCAACAAGAACACAAAAUGUUGAGCAGUGCAUGAAUAGGACCAGUAGCCUACACAAUAGAAUGGCAUGGAGAGAUCAUUUAAAAAUGUAUAUAUUGGAUCAGAAGCCUACACAAUGGCAUGGCAAGGUCAUUUAAAAAUGUAUAUAUUGGAUCAGAAGCCUACACAAUGGAAUGGCAAGAUUGUUUAAAAAAUAUAUAUUGGCGUUGAAAAAUAACUCUUUUGAGAUACUUUACUUUUGAUUUCCAUAAACUGUAAAUGGUAGUCAUCAAGAUUAGAUUACAACAACAACAAUGUUACAUUUAUAAAGUGCUUUUCUCAACAUUUAAAGCGCUUCACAGGGAAAGGGGAACCUCACUAACUACCACCAAUGUGUAUUCUUCACUGUAGGCCUACAGUAUGUGUAAUUCAUCUAGAUUAUAUGAAUGUUUCACUUUUUAAAUAAAUUACAGGGGGGGAACUUUUCAAUGAUAUUAGUUUUUUGGAGUUCCACCUGGAUGUGUUGUGCAUGAACGAGUUCAAAAGAAUGUGUUCUUUGAACACAAUAAUUUUUCUGAGAACGUUGAACUGAAUGCAACGUAUUUGCAAAUAAAGAACUUGAACGUGAACUUGUUCAGAUUAUGUGACGUUCACUGCCAUUGUUUAGGCCCAAUUAAACGUUACGGAAUUGUC
Messenger RNA from Alosa alosa (allis shad), 2105 nucleotides. Its product is annotated as modulator of macroautophagy TMEM150B-like. NCBI's taxonomy places the organism in Eukaryota, Metazoa, Chordata, Actinopteri, Clupeiformes, Clupeidae. Bases 235 to 942 code for a protein of 235 amino acids. The record is from RefSeq and is a predicted model, not a curated record. The transcript has 8 exons.